Molecule: messenger RNA, 5699 nt
Organism: Centropristis striata (black sea bass)
Lineage: Eukaryota; Metazoa; Chordata; Actinopteri; Perciformes; Serranidae
Product: disintegrin and metalloproteinase domain-containing protein 10-like
Exons: 16
Coding region: 102-2480 (792 amino acids)
Biological process (GO): Notch signaling pathway; membrane protein ectodomain proteolysis
Cellular component (GO): synaptic membrane; plasma membrane
Molecular function (GO): metalloendopeptidase activity involved in amyloid precursor protein catabolic process
Source: RefSeq, a predicted model, not a curated record
AGAGUGAGGAGGCGAUGAGGAGGAAGGUGCAAUAAACACACAGGGCGUCUGCGCCUAUCUAAGUAGGACAAUAAAGUGAAAACGGCAUCAAUGUUCUAACAAUGGAUUUGUCAGACAUGCUUCUUCUUAAAGUUUUCCUUUUCGUGUACUUGCUAAACUACACCCAAGGACACUAUAGAAAUCCCCUGAACAAGUACAUCCGUCACUAUGAAGGCCUGUCCUACGACACAGAGCUUUUGCACAGCAACCAUCAGAGGGCCAAGAGGGCGCUCUCUCAUGAAGACAAGUUCCUUCAUUUAGAUUUUCACGCCCAUGGAAGGCAAUUUAAUUUACGAAUGAAAAGGGAUACCAUGCUGUUUGCCCCAGAUUUUAAGGUAGACGUUUCAGGAGACGAGAUUCCUUUUGAUACCUCUCAUAUCUACACUGGAGAAAUCUAUGGUGAGAAAGGUACCCUGACUCAUGGCUCCGUUGUGGAUGGUAAGUUCGAGGGCUUCAUUCAGAGCUACCAGGGCACCUACUACGUGGAGCCCAUUGACAGAUACCUGCAGGGCAAAGAUGUGCCCUUCCACUCAGUCAUCUAUCAUGAAGACGACAUACACUACCCGCACAAGUACGGCCCAGAGGGAGGCUGCGCUGAUAGCUCAGUGUUUGAAAGGAUGAAGAAGUAUCAAGCCUCGGCCUUAGAGGAGCCACCCAAGCAGGAGCUCCUCACUGAGGCGAGCUAUAAUGAGCCUGUGCUGCUGAGGAAGAAGAGGAUGGCCCAGGUGGAGAAAAACACCUGCCAGCUUUUCAUUCAGACUGAUCACCUCUUCUUCAAGUACUACAAGACCAGAGAGGCUGUCAUUGCUCAGAUUUCCAGUCAUGUCAAGGCCAUUGAUGCCAUCUAUCAGGGCACAGACUUCAUGGGCAUUCGCAACAUCAGCUUCAUGGUGAAAAGGAUCAGGAUAAAUACCACCAGUGAUGAGAGGGAUCGGUCCAACCCGUUCCGCUUUCCCAACAUCGGUGUAGAGAAGUUCCUGGAGCUGAACUCGGAGCAGAACCACGACGACUACUGCUUGGCUUAUGUUUUUACCGACAGAGACUUUGAUGACGGAGUGCUGGGUUUGGCCUGGGUGGGAGCCCCAUCAGGGAGCUCCGGAGGCAUCUGUGAAAAAAGCAAGCUGUACUCGGAUGGAAAAAAGAAGUCUCUCAACACUGGUAUAAUCACUGUACAGAACUAUGCCUCCCACGUACCUCCAAAAGUCUCCCAUAUCACUUUUGCACAUGAAGUAGGACACAACUUUGGCUCCCCGCACGACUCUGGAUCUGAGUGCACCCCGGGAGAAUCCAAGAGCCAAGACAAGAAGGAGAAGGGCAAUUAUAUCAUGUAUGCAAGAGCUACAUCAGGAGACAAGCUCAACAAUAAUAAGUUCUCCAUUUGUAGCGUGCGCAACAUCAGCCAGGUGCUGGAGAAGAAGAGAAGCAACUGUUUUGUCGAGUCUGGUCAGCCCAUCUGUGGUAACGGCCUGGUGGAGCCAGGAGAGGAGUGUGACUGUGGCUACAGUGAUCAGUGCAGAGACCUGUGCUGCUAUGAUGCCAACCAGCCUGACAACAAGAAGUGCAAAUUAAAGCCCAACAAAGUCUGCAGUCCCAGCCAGGGUCCCUGCUGUACUGCCGAGUGCUCUUACAAGGGUCGUAAUGAGAAGUGCAGAGAGGAGUCAGAGUGCGCUCACCAGGGCAUGUGUAACGGAGUCGGUGCCCAGUGCCCCACGUCUGAGCCCAAGGCCAACUUCACUGCCUGCCACGGAGAGACUCAAGUCUGCCUCAACGGGGGCUGCUCCGGCUCCAUCUGUGAGAAGUAUGGGCUUGAGGCGUGCACCUGUGCCAGCCAAGAUGGCAAGGACGAGACUGAGCUUUGCCACGUGUGCUGCAUGGAGAAGAUGAAUCCCAACACGUGCAGCAGCACGGGGUCAGAGCGUCUGGCUCGUUUCUUCAAUAAGAAAGUGACCACGCUGCCAGCCGGCUCGCCGUGCAAUGACUUCAAGGGCUACUGCGACGUGUUCAUGAAGUGUCGUCUGGUGGACGCAGAUGGACCGCUGGCCAGGCUGAAGAAGGCCAUCUUCAACCCAGAGCUCUAUGAAAAUAUUGCAGAGUGGAUUGUGGCCCAUUGGUGGGCAGUUCUGUUGAUGGGCAUCGCCCUCAUCAUGCUCAUGGCCGGCUUCAUUAAGAUCUGCAGCGUGCACACACCGAGCAGUAACCCCAAACUUCCCCCUCCUAAACCACUUCCGGGCACGUUAAAGAGGCGGCGAGCACAGCAGCAUGCCAACUCCCAGGUGCAGCACCAGUCUCAGCACCCGCACGCCCACCAGCACGGACACGGGGGACACGGCGGGCAUGGCGGCCAGCGGCAACCCCAGAGGCAGCCUCAGCGGCAGGCGCAGCCCCAGAGGCACCACCGUCAGCCCAGAGAGAACUAUCAGAUGGGCCAGAUGAGACGCUGAGACCCUGCACCAGCUCCCGCCCCCCCCAACCCCCCCUCGUCCCCCCAAUGCCUUGGCUCCUCCUUGUGCCUACAGUGGGAAACAAAAGCGUCACUCCAUCCAAAGAAAAGCCUGACAUGGUUGUUAGUCAUCAUCAUAUCCUCCAUUUACAGACACGUGAAAAAGAGAAAACACUAUCUAGCAACUCGAUUGGCUCUUUGCGGAGUGGACUCGACCAUCAGCCAUUUCCAAUGCAGUGCGAUCUAGCAUCCUUUUCCACCAUUUUUUUUUCUUUUCAAAGGAGUGCCAAGGAGUUAAGGAAUCAUGUGUAGCUUUAGUACAUUCUGUGAUGUGUUUUUUGUUCUAUUGCAACGUCUUCUUGAGUGACACGCCCGUGGCUGCUGGUGAAUUGUUCCGUGAUUUUUCUUUCGCCAUUCUAGCCAGGAAUGAGAGACACUCAGUGGGGAUUUGCGGCACUUUUGUGAUUUACACAUGUCAAACGGCAAAAGACACAGGCUCCGGUCUCUCGUGCAGACCGUCUUCUGCAUGUGACUGUACAUAUUUAGUGUAUCAUAAGUGAAAACAAACUAUUUCUUCUACUGUAAAUGUGUAAUUCUUCACUUUUUUUCUUUUAUUUUUUCGGUUAGUGCUCUCAGGACUCUUAACACAUAAUUGAAGGAAUAACGGUUGUGAUGAGUUCCUUGGAUGUUGCUGUUGAGGAUUUGGCGCCAUCAAGUCCUCUUCACAGUCCAAUCAGGUGGAUCUCUUUCACUUUUGAUUGCUAGAUUUUGAAUUUGAACAACAAGGUCACCAUAUCCCACUUUUCAGGCCUUCUUUGUUCAAGGUCCCUUUUUCCAUCUUUUUUUUUAUUAUUGUCUUGCUAACAUCAUGUUUUGCUCAUGUUGUGUAUCAAGCUAGAUGCGGUAAAGCCUCAUGGGAACAGAAAGGGAAGAUCACCUAGUUUGGUACACCUUUUUUUUUUGUCUUUACCCAUUUUGUUUUUGAUAAUGAAGAAUGAAAUAACCACUAACUGAAGCUGAUGAUGACGAUUCUACCUGUUCAGAUAUGAAGACGAGGGAACGCGAAGGCUGCUGUGGCUUAGUUUAGAAAUGAGAGUGUAUCAUGUUACAGAGUUAGUUUACAUGAGUGUGGAAAUAAAUUUAAAAAUGACUCCGGUGUGGAUGUACAAAAAAAAUGUAAGAUUAAAUCAUUCUAUUAUUCUUCAGAUAGCAAAUCUAAGAACUUUUCAAUGUGGGCAUGCAGACACAUUUCUUAAAUGUGACUAUUAAUUGACCAAGGUCUGUAAUAUUUGUAUGUCACGCAACAUUAUUUACUUUGACAGCUAUUAAUGUUAGUCUUAAAACAAGUGGAAGGAGCAGUGUAUCGCAGCAGUAUUUUCACACUAUUCACACAUUUCCUCUGUGCGUUCACUAGUUCACAAGCUGCUGUUUUUAUUUUUUUAUUUCUUAAAAACUCACCUGCAGUUAUCUCCUGGUAACAUUAAAGUCACAGACUGAAUCCCCUUAGGAGCUCAUGGGUGCAGGCCUCAGUGUCAGUAAACAUCAGCGUGCCACAGGGCUGCACAAUUCUGAAAAAGUAUCUUAAUUGCGAUUUAUUUUGACAGAUAUUGCAGGCGAUUUGGAUACAGCACUGUUCCAUACUGUGAUUUCUAAAAACGUUUUGAUGAAUUGUGCAGCCCGAGCAUGCCAUAAAACUUUAUACAGCUGAACUUUUUGUGCAUAGGUUUUAUACAAACACAGGAAGUUACUGGAGCAACUUUCAAUGGAAGAAAUGAAGGAGAUGUGAUUGUUUUUUUUGUUGGAUUGUUUGACCUCAGGUGUUUUCUUCCUCCCCUCACUGCAGAACUGCAACAAACACUAACCAAAAGGAUUUGAUAAUGCGGUCAUGAUAUGUUUUGCAAAAUUUCCUAAUUUAUUUACCGUGCAGACGUUUCAUCCACUAACAGCAGGGUUUGUGCAGUCUUUGGAAAAUGCUUAAUUUUAACCGUUAUGUUUUUAAAGUCAGCAAUAUGCUUGAAUAUACUCCUUGAAGAAUGCUUGAUUUUCAAAAUAAUGUGGUGUUUUAUCUACACAAUCACCCAUAUAAACCUGAAAUAUGUUAUUAUUUUGAAUGAUCAGGCCUUUGACAAUCUGUACAUUUUUUGUUUAGGUACCUUGAAAGCACUUAAAAGUGGUUGAAUUUUACUCUGAAAAAUAAAACUGUACAAACCCUGUAGUAGGAUUUGGCAUGUGGGUAAAAAAGUUGGCACAAAGACAAAUAUAAGUUGGGAAUUUUGCAUGAUAUGUUUGGCUAAAGACGUUUUUUUGCUCUGACUUUAUUUGAUCCUGGCAUUAUUUUGAAAUGCAUGCAAUACUACUCACAGUAAUAUCUUACAACACUGUCCUGAUGGUUGUAAUAAUCACACAUGUGCUCUGGAGGGGACGUUAAAAACAGUGCGUCUCACAGUCAAUAGUUUAUUUCACAUGGCAGAUGAAUUAGGCAGGUCGGCGGUCGCUAUAACUUCUCAUGUCUGUACAAAAUGGAGCUCUUUUUAAAUUUCAUCUUCCAGGCCAGAUUACGCCUGUUAAGCCUGGAGAAUUUACAUGUAAACUUGUACAGUACUUCGAAAAUUUGCAUUUCAUUUGAAAAUGGAAAAAUUACAUUUUGAUACAUCCGUUUCAUUUUUUGUAUUCUAAUUCCAGAGUAAGUUGUUCAAAGAUGUUCAUAUGUGACAAACUUUCCUCUCCUCUAAGUUAUUUAUGUUCUUAUAUGUGCUAGUUGAACUGGAGUUUGCUUAUGAUACUUUUCUCCACCAUCAUCAGUGGUAAAAACAAUUCAGGGUGAUGGAGUUAAUGUUACAUUCUCAUUUUUGUCUUCGUUCUCCUGUGGCAUGGUUUGGGUAGAAGAGCAGAAGAAUAAUGCCUGUAAAUUUACUUUCUUUUUAAUUUCGUAGUCUUGGUAAAAAAAGUUUUUAGAUAAACGUGCACUGAAAAUGUCCAAAUUGAGUUGAAAUGUUGUAGGUGAUGUAGGCCGAAAGAACACAAGAUUAAAAAGUAAUACUACUGUCUGAUUUUAAUGUUCACUGUGUUUUAUACAGUAUUGGAAAUUUUUGUUCACUUUGAACAUUUUUACAAAAAAAAAUUUCAAAUUGUAUUGUGCAAAGAGAUGUAAUUUUUGGAGUACUUGAAAUGCAUUAAUUAAAAGACUUGUUCAAAAUAAAAUAGACCCCUGUUUACUGUC